This is a messenger RNA of Oncorhynchus keta (chum salmon), 911 nucleotides long. RefSeq lists its product as uncharacterized. The transcript is spliced from 2 exons. NCBI's taxonomy places the organism in Eukaryota, Metazoa, Chordata, Actinopteri, Salmoniformes, Salmonidae. The record is from RefSeq and is a predicted model, not a curated record. The coding region runs from base 1 to 885 and encodes 294 amino acids.
AUGACUGGGAUCAACAGCCUCAGACUGUCUGUGGGGAUGACAUCACGUGGCCACGUGGCCCCGUGCCCCGUAUUGAGUCAAGAACAGUGUCCAUGUGGGUUGGAGAUGUCCUCCUCUGGCUCCCUGGAUCGCCAGGUCACCGUAUCCCUCAGGGAUGAAACACCAAGCCCCAGAGAAAGCCUCCCAGCCCCAGAGAAAGCCUCCCAGCCCCAGAGAAAGCCUCCAAGCCCCAGAGAAAGCCUCCAAGCCCCAGAGAAAGCCUCCCAGCCCCAGAGAAAGCCUCCCAGCCCCAGAAAAAGCCUCCCAGCCCCAGAGAAAGCCCCAGAGAAAGCCUCCCAGCCCCAGAGAAAGCCUCCCAGCCCCAGAGAAAGCCUCCCAGCCCCAGAGAAAGCCUCCAAGCCCCAGAGAAAGCCUCCCAGCCCCAGAGAAAGCCUCCCAGCCCCAGAGAAAGCCUCCCAGCCCCAGAGAAAGCCUCCCAGCCCCAGAGAAAGCCUCCAAGCCCCAGAGAAAGCCUCCCAGCCCCAGAGAAAGCCUCCCAGCCCCAGAGAAAGCCUCCCAGCCCCAGAGAAAGCCUCCAAGCCCCAGAGAAAGCCUCCAAGCCCCAGAGAAAGCCUCCAAGCCCCAGAGAAAGCCUCCCAGCCCCAGAGAAAGCCUCCAAGCCCCAGAGAAAGCCUCCAAGCCCCAGAGAAAGCCUCCAAGCCCCAGAGAAAGCCUCCAAGCCCCAGAGAAAGCCUCCAAGCCCCAGAGAAAGCCUCCAAGCCCCAGAGAAAGCCUCCAAGCCCCAGAGAAAGCCUCCAAGCCCCAGAGAAAGCCUCCAAGCCCCAGAGAAAGUCUCCAAGCCCCAGAGAAAGCCUCCAAGCCCUAGAGAAAGCCUCCAAGCCCUAGAGAAAGCCUCCAAGCUCCCCUCAAGG